This is a messenger RNA of Spodoptera littoralis (African cotton leafworm), 471 nucleotides long. The record is from the annotation of a GenBank genome assembly. Lineage: Eukaryota; Metazoa; Arthropoda; Insecta; Lepidoptera; Noctuidae.
AUGGCGUUUCUCGUUACAAGUAUACGCAGAUGCAUUUGCUUGAAGAGUUUUAGCAGCCCGAACAUUAUCCAAACUGCAUCAUACCAUGCCAAUGUGAUUGAUCAUUAUGAGAAUCCUCGUAAUGUUGGUUCUUUGGACAAAAAAGACAAAAAUGUUGGCACGGGAUUGGUUGGAGCCCCAGCAUGUGGUGAUGUCAUGAAGUUACAGAUCAGGGUUGAUGAAAAUGGCAAGAUCAUAGAUGCUAAGUUCAAGACCUUUGGUUGUGGAUCUGCUAUUGCCUCCAGCUCAUUGGCUACAGAGUGGGUGAAGGGGAAGACAGUUGACGAAGCUCUGAAGCUGAAGAACACAGAUAUUGCUAAGGAGCUGUCCUUGCCACCAGUCAAGCUACAUUGCUCUAUGCUUGCUGAAGACGCAAUAAAGGCAGCUCUGUCAGACUACAGGAUCAAACAACAAUCAGGAGAAAAGCAGUAA